Physcomitrium patens is the source of this 2692-nucleotide messenger RNA. The record is from RefSeq and is a predicted model, not a curated record. NCBI's taxonomy places the organism in Eukaryota, Viridiplantae, Streptophyta, Bryopsida, Funariales, Funariaceae.
CUCUGUCUUUUGCUCACACUCACUCACUCGACCCCUCGCAGCAAAACAGGGGAACUCAAACUCCAUAGUCCCGUCCCCCACCCCACCCCAGUCACUCUCGUCGUCUCGCUGUGCUUUUGCAAGUAGCGCAUCUUUUCAACUUUCAUCAUUGUUCCAAACGCCUGACGUCACGUUAAUUUUUCUCGCCCUCCUCCGGCCCUGCGUAACAUAUUCGUGUGUCGUUGCUGCGUUAUGUUUUAAAAGACUUUCUGUGCAAAUAGAGCGCUUCUUCGUUCGCAUUUUUAUGCUUGAUAUAGGGCCGUGCUGCAAGCAUUGGGAAUUGCGUGCGAGUGUUGUGUCGUGAGAUUGUAGUACGUGUGAGGUCUUGGAAUCAGGUGUGGACGAGGACUGUCACUUAAGUGGUUGGCUUCAGCCCUGGUAUCUGGUUUUUGCGAUUGAAAAGUGGAUAGUGGUAGUGCUGAUUCAAGAGCGUUUUGGAUUCGCUAUUUGAGAGUGAAAGUUUAAGGAUCAAGAGAGCGUUUGUCUUGGUGAGGGCGCCUGAGUAGAGGCUUCUCUGUGGACUUGGUGUUGUUUUGUAAUCGGGUUUGAUGUUGUGAAUGAUCUGGUGAGGGGUAUAGGCUAAAUGGUAAAGUAGGUCACGCAUUUUGAUAAUCCCUGUCACUAGCGGUACUACCUUCCGUGAAGUGUCUCUUGGUUGAAGAGGUGAAAGGGGAGGUAUUUCUGUGUGCGAAGUAUUCAGCGUUGUGGGAGUUUUUGAGCCCGACGCUCACACCCUUCGAUUGGAAAGAAUGGCUGCACACGUACCACCUGGCAUGUUUUAACAAGGUUUAUUUGACUGAACAGAUUCUGAUUCUGUAAAGUGAGUGAAGGGUCCGUGAGACCUCUUUCACAGUUAACGGCUUCUCCUCGGGCUUUGAGGCUGCGAUCAUAUUUCCUACUGUGAGGCUUGUACUGCAUCCAGCCUGUGAAGUGAGUCUCGAAGCAACUCAAUAUGUAUUGCCAUGGAUGCUAUUAUCAGUAACGAAGAGGAAGUUUGUUAACGUCAAGACAACCAGCGAGUGUGGAGUAUUGUGUUAUGGAAGCCUUGGUGCAGAGUGUCAGCAACUUCGAAGGCAAAAUGGAGUCCGGAAUGCUUUCCUCUUACCAUGACUUACCGUGGAAGGUACUGUUGCCCAAAGAGCGUGCCAAGGUGCAAAGUAAAUGGAAGGCGAAGUCACGGAAAGUUAGAGACCAGGGAAAGCAAAUGAGCGCUGGAGUUGGCUCAGCCAAGACUUGUGAAAGCUCCACACACACUGUUGGAACAGGGAACCAGAAAGUUGAACCCAAUAGUCAUGAUCUUCCUCCCGUGGAGAACUCUGACUCAGACCAAUCAAGAGCUGAAGAUCCUCGAUCCGAAGAGACUUCGGCCGAAUCGGUUCUUAGCAUGAGCAAUCCCGAGUACCAUGUUUUAGCAGUGGAUGACAGCAUUAUUGACCGAAAAGUCAUCGAAAGACUUUUGAAAACUUCAUCUUAUAAAGUUACAACUGUGAACAGUGCCUUGCGGGCAUUGGAGUAUCUUGGGCUUUCUGAAAGCUGCUCAACCUCAGUCAAGGCCAAUAAAGUUACAGUGAAUCUAAUCAUGACGGAUUAUUGUAUGCCGGAGAUGACUGGAUAUGACCUCCUCAAAAUAGUGAAGGCAGAAACCUCAGCUUUCAAGGAGUUGCCAGUUAUAGUGAUGUCAUCUGAAAAUGACAGUAACCGAAUUAAAAGGUGCCUAGAAGAGGGUGCUAAAGAGUUUCUCAUCAAACCUGUACAGAUUGAAGAUGUUCAGCGUCUGCAUGGUCACAUUAGACUCGCCUCCGCAUCAUCUGGAUCCAGUGAUAGUUCAAAUACUUCGACUUGUGCGAAGAGAAAAGCUCCUGAUGGUUUGCAACCAAAUAGCCCUGUAAGAAGACCAAGAUAUGAAGGAGUGGCUGUUGCUUAAGGCAAACAUUUAAGUGGUCUCUGCUUUUUUAUCAUUUAAAACUAAGGUCAGAUGCAGGACUGGGAUUAGAAUUUCAUUCAAUUUUCAAGGUUGGACCCGAGACGAUUGGAGGAACUACAGGUGGACUGAGGCUCUCCUUGUUGAAGAUUUCUCUUACAAAUUUUGUGCACUUGUGAAUAUCUUAGUCAGCAACCUCAAGAUGAAGUAUCGUAUCGAUAGACGAAGAUUUCAGGAUCUCGACGUCAUGAAGUGUAGACUUUGAAAGUAAAAACUUUCUGAAGGCGUACGGAGCCAGAGAUCAGAAGAUCAGAACAUCUCUGGACAAAGAUAGAACUAAGAUCAGAAGAUGGACAAAGCAAGGACGAAGAUGGAACCAAGAUAUUCUGAAAGAGCCUGUGAUUGUGUUCAUGGAAAAGAAAAGAAAUCUUCAUCUGAUCUCAGACAAUGUGUACUAUAGAUUAUGCAGCAACAGUAAUUCCUGAUUUUUUUGGCCCACACUAGCCUAGAAAUCACGGCUAGUCAGGUUUUCUGUUUGGAAUAGGACAGCUCCGUAGUACUCGCUCAUGCCACGUCUCUGUGGUACCACCUUCAGAGCAGUUUUUUCAUAAGCCUCCGAAGGAUGUUAAAGACCUUUUGCUACUUUCAUCACAAUCCAAAUUGCAAAGUCCUCUAAUUUUUGCUUGUUGGCUUAAUCGGCCAACGGGAUGGGCUGACUUCAGUUCAAACUUU